Messenger RNA from Pyricularia oryzae 70-15, 2319 nucleotides. RefSeq lists its product as uncharacterized. Gene Ontology annotation, cellular component: nucleus. The transcript is spliced from 9 exons. The record is from RefSeq and is a predicted model, not a curated record. Lineage: Eukaryota; Fungi; Ascomycota; Sordariomycetes; Magnaporthales; Pyriculariaceae. Gene Ontology annotation, biological process: positive regulation of transcription from RNA polymerase II promoter by galactose; DNA-templated transcription. Bases 1 to 2319 code for a protein of 772 amino acids. Gene Ontology annotation, molecular function: RNA polymerase II cis-regulatory region sequence-specific DNA binding; zinc ion binding; DNA-binding transcription factor activity, RNA polymerase II-specific.
AUGGAUCCACAGAAACAGUCGGAGCAUGACAGCAUACGGGACUCCAUCGUUGCCGGUGCCAGCAGACCUGGCCCACCACCGUCAGAGUCGAGCAGUACGACGGCGGAGCCAGCACAUGGCCCCAAGCCAGCCAAGCGUCGACGUAUCGCCAUCGCAUGCACGACAUGCCGAAUACGCAAGUCCAAGUGUGAUGCAGGCAGACCGAGAUGCUCCACCUGUAGAGAUUACGGGACAGACUGCGCUUAUUCCCCAUCGGGACCGCUGAAUGGUGCCACGGCGUCCAGAGAACAUUACGAGUCUGUAGAGACACGCCUUCUGGCUCUCGAACGAGCUCUCACUGGACUGAACAGCCGCGUAGAUGGCAUUGAGCGUCAGAGGGCUCGCACUCCACCGUCGCCCCAGCCGGUGACGGUGGCCGCUGACGACGAGGAUCCGGGGGAAACAGUAGCGUCCCAAGAUCCUACCGACGGUAUCGGAACCAUUGUGUUUACCCGCGACGAGAACUUUGGCUUUUUUGGCCCCUCUUCCAACAUUGCCUUUAUCCGCUCCAUCGUCGCCGCCAUAACGGCCACCGUAGGUCGCAGACAGACGGGCCAGUCGCCCGACGAGACCCGCAGCGUCGAGGCCUCCAACAACCGAGUCCUCCACGUCUCGCGGCCCCCGUCGCCCGCACGCCAGGGCCCGUCCAGCCGGCGGAGCAGGGCGAGGGAAGGCUCCGCGUACGACCUGCCGCCGCCCGGGGAGACGCUGGACCUCAUCCAGAGCUACUUUGCGACCACGGGCCUGCUGUUCCCCUACAUCCACGAGGAGAGCUUCCUGGACACGUACCACGAGGUGGCGGCCUCCCGGUUCCGCAAGGGGCGGCGCUCGUGGCUGGGCCUGCUCAACAUGGUGCUGGCCAUGGCCACGAGCGUCACCCUCGGCAACACGCUCGAUGCGCCCUCGCGGAGGCUCAAGUCGGACGUCUUUUUCUCUCGCGCCCUGGCGCUCUGCGAGACGCAGAUUCGCUGCGCUGCCAGUGUCGAUAUCGUCCAAUUCCUACUUCUUAUGAGCCAGUAUCUGCAAGGCACGGACCGCUCAACGCAGACAUGGAGCGUUCAUGGACUUGCUGUCAAGGCCGCAUAUCAUCUGGGGCUCCAUUCGCAAAUGGAGUUGAGACGCUACACACCCAUAGAACUGGAGAUACGCGCGCGCACUUGGUACGGAUGCGUCAUCCUCGACCGAACCCUCAGCAUGACCCUUGGUCGCCCUUGCUCUAUACCGGAAAGCCACGUCAAGUUGAACCUACCCCGUCCGUGGCCAUCCAGUGGGAGCGUUAAUGGUGGUGCACAGGCGGAGGCCAGCCUGAAAUUCUUUAACGCAACCAUCUCCCUGUACAAAAUAAUGUGGAACGUCAUCGACCUCCUCUACGAAGGCAACCUCGGCUGCGAGGCGCCCAAAAACAUCUUCGACAUCGCCUCGCACCUGCUCCGGAUCGAGCACCAGCUACUCGAGUGGCAGCACCGCCUGCCGCCGACCCUGCCGCUGGUGCAGCCGGGCGAGCUGACCGGCACGCCGACCGCCGCCGUGCCCUCGCCCCUCUGCCGGCUGCGCGUCAUCCUGACCCUCCGCUACCUCAACCUCCGCGUCCUCGCCCACCGGCCCGUGCUGCAGAUAUACCUCGCGGAGCUCGGGGCCGCAACGACGGGUGGUGGAGGUCCACCGGCGCAGCAGCGGCGGCGCGCGACGCUGCACCAGGUCGGCGCCAACAGCAUGCGCCUGUGCGUGCAGUCGGCCGCGUCCAUCGUCGAGAUCGUGUCGCACGUCGUGCGCUCCGACGGCCUGACCAAGCAGAUGCUCGGCGCGUGGUGGUUUUCCCUGUAUUACACAUUCAACGCCGCCCUCGUCAUCUACUCGGCCAUUCUCGUGCAGAACGACCCGAUGGUCAACACGGCGGUCGACAGCCUCGACUUUCGCGGCAUGGACAUCAGGCGGGAUCUGCUGUCGCAGGCGGCCGAGUCGCUGCUACUGCUGGACCGCGGCAACCGCAUGACGGAAAAGUGUGCAAAGUACACGUAUGCGCUGAUGCACAUUUUAGAUUCCCAAUACCCGAUCGAGGGCCCAGUCAACUCCUCGAGUGCCAACCUCCUGUCUCAGCUGCUGCAGAGGUCCAACCCGACGGCUGACGGCACGGCAAGCGUCGCGUUCAACUUUUCCCCAUACGGAGAGCCGCCGCUCGAGUUCGACAUGCACAUGAAUGAGUUUAUGGACAUUGCCGACCUGGGCAUGUUUGACUCCCCCUCGAGCCCGGGCGGCGUCUAUCCGGGACAGAAUAUUUGA